AGCGGGGGUCUGUCAGCCCGUCGGUUCAGUCUCCGUUGUUACCGGACAGAUCAGGAUGUCUUCAGACCCAUGCUCCUUCUCCUCCUUCACCAGGUGUGCUACCAAACACCUGAACCUGUCCCUGCACGUGGACUUCGACAGACACGUGAUCAGGGCCAAGGUGGAGCUGACCGUGGAGGCUCUGGAGGACCGUUUCUCUGCUCUGACUUUGGACACCAGAGACCUGAAGAUCGUCUCGGUGAGAGCGAAUGGACAAACGGCGUGCUUUACUAUGGGCCCCAAACACAGCUUCAAGGGGACGCCUCUGGACAUCACGCUGCCCUUUGACCUCUCCAGAGGUCAGCACGUGAUCGUGGAGGUGACCUAUGAGACGUCUCCGUCUGCCUCGGCUCUGCAGUGGCUCUCACCCGAACAGACUGCUGGGAAGAAACAACCGUACCUGUUCAGCCAGUGUCAGGCUAAUCACUGCAGGAGUAUGGUUCCCUGUCAGGACAGUCCGUCUGUCAAACACACCUACUACGCUCAGGUUUCUGUACCUAAGGACCUGGUGGCUGUGAUGAGUGCAGUGAGAGACGGACAGGAAGUCCAUCCUCAGGACAACAACCGCAUCGUCUACAGGUUCAGACAGCCGGUGCCCAUGCCUUCUUACCUGAUAGCCAUCGUGGUUGGAGCUCUGGAGAGCAGGGAGAUCGGGCCGAGGUCGAGAGUCUGGUCUGAAAAGGAGUUUGUGGAUAAAGCAGCAUUUGAGUUCUCUGAGACGGAGACCAUGUUGAAGACGGCGGAGGACCUGGCAGGACCGUAUGUCUGGGGUCAGUACGACAUCCUGGUCCUUCCUCCAUCUUUCCCCUACGGAGGAAUGGAGAAUCCCUGCCUGACCUUCGCCACCCCCACCCUGCUGGCGGGAGACAAAUCUCUGUCCAACGUGAUCGCUCAUGAGAUCUCCCACAGCUGGACGGGUAAUCUGGUGACCAAUAAGACCUGGGAGCACUUCUGGCUGAACGAAGGUCACACGGUGUACCUGGAGAGGAUGAUUGGCAGGUGUAUGGACAGUGAACAGUUCCGACAGUUUAAAGCCAUGGGGGGCUGGAAGGAGCUGCAGGACUCGGUGAACACCUUUGGAGCCAACAACCCUCUGACCAACCUGGUCCCCAGCCUGCAGGACGUCGACCCCGACGACGCCUUCUCCUCUGUGCCCUACGAGAAAGGCUUUGCUUUGCUGUACCAUCUGGAGGAGCUGAUGGGAGGCCCAGAGGUGUUCAUGGGUUUUGUGAAGUCGUACAUCCAGCUGUUUGCCUACAGCAGCGUCACGACGGACGAGUGGAAGAACUACCUGUUCACCUACUUUAAAGACAAGGUGGACAUCCUGAACAAGGUGGACUGGAACGCCUGGAUGUUCACUCCUGGGAUGCCUCCCGUCAAACCUCAGUACGACACCACGCUGGCCGACGCCUGCAUCGCUCUGAGCCAGAGGUGGAGCAAGGCCAAAGACCAGGACCUGAGCAGCUUUAAAGAGUCCGAUGUGAAGACGCUGUCGUCCCACCAGCUCAUCGAGUUCCUGUCCCUCCUGCUUCAGGAGGAUCCUCUCCCUCUGACUCACGUGAAGAAGAUGCAGGAGGUUUAUGACCUCAACGCCUUUAUGAACUCAGAGAUCCGCUUCAGGUGGCUCAGGUUGUGUGUUCGGUCCAGGUGGGAGGAAGCGGUUCCCCUGGCGCUGAAGAUGGCGACCGAGCAGGGCAGGAUGAAGUUCACCAGACCGCUCUUCAG
Micropterus salmoides (largemouth bass) is the source of this 1764-nucleotide messenger RNA. RefSeq names its product leukotriene A4 hydrolase (gene lta4h). Gene Ontology annotation, cellular component: nucleus; cytosol. Gene Ontology annotation, molecular function: epoxide hydrolase activity; leukotriene-A4 hydrolase activity; metallopeptidase activity. NCBI's taxonomy places the organism in Eukaryota, Metazoa, Chordata, Actinopteri, Centrarchiformes, Centrarchidae. The record is from RefSeq and is a predicted model, not a curated record. Gene Ontology annotation, biological process: peptide catabolic process; proteolysis; leukotriene biosynthetic process.